Columba livia (rock pigeon) is the source of this 5125-nucleotide messenger RNA. RefSeq names its product atos homolog A (gene ATOSA). The coding region runs from base 799 to 4056 and encodes 1085 amino acids. The transcript has 12 exons. The record is from RefSeq and is a predicted model, not a curated record. NCBI's taxonomy places the organism in Eukaryota, Metazoa, Chordata, Aves, Columbiformes, Columbidae.
GCCGGAUGAGCGGGGCGCUGCGGCGCCGGCGGUCGCUGCCGUGCUCCGCGCUGCCGGCCGGGCGGCCGAGCGUGGCGGGUCCCCCGCGGCCGAGCUGCCCUGCCCUGCCGUGCCCGCCGGGCUGUGAUGUGUGUGCCCCGCUCGGCGGGAGGCGGGGAGUGCCCGGCGGAGGGGAGGGGAGUUAGUGAGCGGCGAGGAGGAGGAGGCAGGGCGGGAGGCAGGGCCAUGGGGAGCAGCGCUCCGCGGCGGCGGACGGCGCGGGCUGUCUGACCGGGGCGAAGCGCCAGGGGCACGGCCCGGCAGCCCGGGCGGCAGCGGCGGGGCCGGGGAUGAAGGUGCCGGGCAGCCCCCCGCCGCCAGCCGCCGGGCGGUGACGGGGCGGGCGCCCGGCGGGCCGCUCGCUGCCCUGCGCGGGGCCGGCGGAGGGAGGGGACUCGGGCCGGGGUGCCAUCGCCCGGGGCCGCGGUGACUCAGAGCCGGCGCGGCCGGGGGUGAGCCGAGGGCUGUUGUUGUGGGAUUUCUUUCCCCGGCAGGUUAUAAAUAGCCCCGCGCGGCGCCGUGUCACGGAAGGACACGCUGGCCGGGCGCGGGAGAGGCCGCCGCGCUCCGCCUGCUGCGGCGGGCACAGCUGGGGCGGCGGGCCGGGACAGCCCCCGGCGGCGCGGCCGGGCCCGGCCGCUCGGUUCGGCACACGGCAAAUAACUGAUAGCGCUUGCGGGAGGCAGCGGCGGCCAGUCUGCGCGGGGGGAGCGGCGGAGCGCUGCGGCUCCUUCAGGCCUCUCUGAGGAAGCGGACAAAAUGAAGCCGGAACGAGAUACCUUGGAUGAAUACUUUGAGUAUGAAGCGGAGGAGUUCCUGGUCUCCCUGGCUUUGCUGAUCACCGAGGGCCGGACGCCCGAGCGCUCCGUCAAGGGCCGCACCGAGGGCUUGCACUGCCCGCCGGCGCAGUCGGCUCAGCCGCCAGCAGCCAAGCAUGAGUGCAGCGACGAACUGGCCCAGUGUCGCCAAGCCAGGAGAACCCGAUCUGAGGUUAUGCUGCUGUGGAAGAACAAUAUUCCAAUCAUGGUCGAAGUGAUGCUACUGCCAGACUGUUGCUAUAGUGAUGAAGGGCCCACCACCGAGGGGAAUGAUUUAAAUGAUCCUGCAAUCAAACAAGAUGCAUUGCUGUUAGAAAGGUGGAUUUUGGAGCCAGUUCCUCGGCAGAGCGGAGAUCGAUUUAUUGAAGAGAAGACCCUUUUACUGGCUGUUCGCUCUUUUGUUUUCUUCUCUCAGCUGAGCGCGUGGCUGAGCGUUUCACAUGGUGCUGUUCCCCGAAACAUUCUGUAUAGGGUGAGCGCUGCAGACGUGGGCUUGCAAUGGACGUUCUCCCAGACGCCAACCGAGCAUGUCUUUCCUGUUCCCAACGUUUCGCACAACGUGGCCUUGAGAGUCAGCGUUCAGUCCUUGCCCAGACAAUCGAACUACCCGGUUCUGACCUGCAGUAUUCACACCAACCUCGGCUUUUAUGAAAAGCGGGUGCAAGACCGUAAGUUACAUCAGCACAGCGACUCCGGUGCAGCUCAGCAGUGCAGCAGCUCCAGUCCGCAGCGCUUCUGGGGGAAACAGACGUGGCCAGGGACACCUGAGGGCCUGCUUAAUGGAAAAAAGACACCGGAGUUUACUACGUCUAUCAGAAAUGUAAAACUUUACCCGUCAGCCGCUCUUGGAUCUGACUUCGGAGCCUCGCAGUCUAAAGUUCAGUGCUAUAAUGCUACUGCAGACAGUAAGACACAAUCUCAUGAAAGACCCGCCAGGACUUUUAAAUCCUUUUCUCUAGUCGAUUCCCGUGUUUCGAACGGUCAUUGCUCUCAUCAGCCUACGGGAGAAACCAAUCCUUUGAUAGGCUCUUUGCUUCAGGAGCGACAAGAAGUCAUCGCAAGGAUUGCUCAGCACUUGAUUCACUGCGAUCCAGCCACGUCCCCAGUCGUCGCCGGGCGUCCGUUCAGCAUGCACGAGAACAGCUCAGCUGCACCCAAAGGUUUUCGGAGUACCUACGAAGACAAAAGCUUGCCAAGGAAAGGCAAGGAAACCUCCUCUAUUCCUAUUGCCAACUCAAACAAUGCAAUACAAGAAGAUGGUGGUGAAGGCAAAACCAGAGCAAUUCCAGAGGUCCCGCUGCUCGAAGGCCGAGCUCCAGCGAGCCACUGUGGCCAUCAGCCCACGGGGGAGAGCAACCCCCUGAUCGAUUCGCUGCUCCAGGAGCGGCAGGAGGUGAUAGCGAGGAUUGCCCAGCACUUGAUUCAUUGUGAUCCAGCUACGUCCCAUGUUACGGGACAUCCAUUCAAAGUGCAGGAGACGAGCCCAGUUGCUUCAAAAAUUUUCCGAAGUACAUAUGAGGAUGAAAAUUUGCUGAAGAAAAACAAGGAACUGUCUUCUGUUUCUUUGGCUAAAUGUGAUUUUUCUGUGGUAGAAGAAAGCAGUAAAUCAAGGACGAAGACACCUGACACCCCUGUCAGUCCCUCCAGGUGUGACGGAGAGUCGAAGGCUGCUUUGAAACUCCAGGCAAGAAGAAGACUGGUUUUAGCAAAACCCAGUGAGGCUGUCCGACAUGCAUUUCAUCAGAGCGCAAAGAAAGCAUUCACCAACGCUCACACGUCGUCAUCCUGUAGUAAAGAAAAUAAAUCCGAACUGCCAGAUAAAUUGGAAACGAUACAUCCUGGUUACGCACAGAAGGACCAGGUAACCAAUAGAAUUAAACAGUGUUCAAAUUUCGGCAGCGUUGAUGAACAGAUUUGCACAAAUAAACUUAAAGAAAGAGUAAUCGUGAACGGGAAUAAUGGCACGGACAGUUUUAACAAUUUACAGAUGGAUAAAUGCAAAAUACUUGAAGGUACAAAAAAAGCAACAGUUAUGCAGGUAUCUGACUCUUUGCACAAACAUGAGCUCAAGUGUUUAUCUAAAGACUCAAAAACCCCAAAUAUUUAUGAGCAAAACACUCAGCUCAUUAGUAUUGAAAACUAUUUAAAUAAAGACCAUGACAGUUACAAAAACAAAGCCAAGCAAGAUAAAACAAAAGCUGCACAUGAUGAGAAUGAAGACCCAAUAGGCCUCGAUUUCCAAAGCACUUGUCAGAAGAAACCUGCAGAAGAUGGAGUGAAGUGCGAGCGGCUGAGGAACCCGGACGUGCAGAAAGCACCAUCUCUAAAACACACCAAUACAUGGCGGAAACAUAAUUGUCGAUCCUUGGAUGGAACUUCAACCAAGGCUUUUCAUCCCAGAACUGGAUUGCCUCUCCUUUCGAGUCCUGUUCCUCAAAGGAGAACGCAGUCCGGGUGCUUUGAUCUGGAUUCGUCACUGCUGCAGCUGAAAUGUCUGUCUGCGAGAAGCCCCCAACAAUGUAUAAACAGAGACAGUGAUCCAGGAAGCCAUGGGAAACCAUUUCUGAGUUGCAGCGCUCCACCAGUGACAAGUCUGAGCCUUCUGGGAAACUUCGAGGAGUCUGUCCUGAAUUUUCGCCUGGACCCGCUGGGCGUUGUGGAGGGUUUCACCGCCGAAGUGGGAGCCAGUGGAGUGUUCUGUCCCACGCACAUGACUCUGCCGGUGGAAGUGUCGUUCUACAGCGUUUCGGAUGACAACGCACCCUCUCCUUACAUGGGUGUAAUUACUUUAGAGUCCCUUGGUAAAAGGGGUUAUCGGGUACCGCCUUCAGGAACAAUCCAAGUGACCUUAUUUAACCCUAACAAAACUGUGGUGAAGAUGUUCGUGGUGAUCUACGACUUGAGAGAAAUGCCAGCUAAUCAUCAAACAUUCCUCCGGCAAAGGACUUUCUCUGUUCCCGUGAGACGAGAAAUGAAGAGAACUCUCAAUAAAGAAAACAGUCAUCAGACUGAAGAAAGGCUGCUACGCUACCUCAUACAUCUGAGGUUCCAGAGUUCCAAAUCUGGAAAGAUCUACCUCCACAGAGAUGUACGGCUCCUGUUCUCUCGGAAAUCCAUGGAAGUUGAUAGCGGCGCUGCGUACGAACUCAAAUCUUACACUGAAUCUCCAACAAACCCUCAGUUUUCACCGAGAUGCUAGCGAGCAGCGGCAGGCCAAGCGUCCGUUCUCGCACUGAUGGUUCCUCACAGCGAAGAUGAGGAGAGCUGGCAGGACCAAGUCAGGUCCGUGAAGGAGUGAAGGUGGCGCUCCAGAGGCGGCUCUUGGGCGAUCCUGGACCAGCCUUCAGCGACUGGACUGAGCUUUGUGUAUUCCAAGUAGACUGGAAACAUACUUAUCUUUUUGUACCGUUUAAAACCACUUCAUUGGAUGUGUUGCAAUAGCAAAUUCCCAAGUUAGUUUAGUGUUUACACUUUUUAUUUUAUUUUUCAGUUAUUUAAUAUUUAAUGUUUCAUUUAAUACUCAAGUGAUGUUUGUCUUUAGUGUUCUAAUGUAGCAUAAAUCCUAUGUAAAAUCAUACUAUGUAUUUUUGGCAUUAAUAUUGAAAUCUGAAAUAUAUACAGAUAUCUUUAAUCUGUGCGAUGUUUUAAGUGAUAUUCAUUUAAGUUGUUGAAAAUGGGGACAGCAGGUGAAUUUCCAUAACAUUUCAUACUAUGCAAGCAUUGAGCUUUUUUCCCUGUUUUCUCUUUACUGGUACCCUUUUUGCUUUUCUUUCCUCACGUGCAGAUUGAACAACAUUUGCGACCGUAGUGCAGAUUUAUUUACGCGCUCGUGCAUUCAGCUCACUGGUUCCAUUCACAGUUUGCUGCCUCAGUUUCUUUCCUUGAGAGUCACUUUAAUUUUGUGUUCUGUCCUUGGUUCUUCUCAAAGUUCCCACCCUCCCCAUUUGAUUUCCCAGAUUGUGUUAAAGGAUGUACUGUGCAAACAAAUCAGUAUUUAUAUCUUAAAUAUAUGCAAAAGCGAUGAAACUUGUACUUUUUGUUUUAUUUUUCGAUAAGGAGGAUCUUCAUGUAAUCCCAAGUAUUUUAAUAGGUCGGUUCCAUUUAGGCCACUAGGUGGCCAUGGGACGUUUUACUAGAAAUGCUACAUCGGGCACAUACGUAUUUUCCAACCCGUGUAUUCCUAAAACAAGACACAGCCGGAUGAACAGUUUAUGCGAAGUGUUAAACUGUGUAACUGAGAUGAAUAAAGUCAGAAGCAUUUGAUUCCA